This is a messenger RNA of Lodderomyces pseudojiufengensis, 1422 nucleotides long. RefSeq lists its product as uncharacterized. Lineage: Eukaryota; Fungi; Ascomycota; Pichiomycetes; Serinales; Debaryomycetaceae. The transcript has a single exon. The record is from RefSeq and is a predicted model, not a curated record. Gene Ontology annotation, cellular component: cortical endoplasmic reticulum; perinuclear endoplasmic reticulum; endoplasmic reticulum membrane. Bases 1 to 1422 code for a protein of 473 amino acids. Gene Ontology annotation, biological process: septin ring assembly; endoplasmic reticulum inheritance.
AUGUCACUCAUCAAAAAUACUACACGAUCCAUAAGUGCAUUAUUUUCUACAUUAUAUUUGGUAUUAAUAAUCUUAACAAUACCACUAGCGUUUGAUGUUGGUGGUGUUAAUUGUGGAUUGGCAUUUUCAUUGACAACAAUGGUUAUUUAUUUCAUAUUAACAACAAUAAGAUUAAUUGCAAGAAGAACAAGAUAUUUUAAAUGGAUAUCAAUGAUUUAUUAUAGUCAACAUUUUUUUAUACCUAGUAUUUUAACUUAUUUUUUAAGUUAUUAUAAUACAAAUGUUAUAUCAAAUUCUAAAUAUAAUCCAGUUGAAAUUUGGAAAUUUUUAUUAAUUAAUGCUACUCCUAUUUUUACAAUAUUAGAAGGGUUUUGUUCAUUAUUAUUGAUUCAAGCUAUUGGACAAACAAUUAGUUGGUUAACAAUCUAUAGAUCAGAUUCUUGGUUAAUUAUAUCUUUAAUUGGAAGUGCUUUAGUUGAUACAGGUGCAUUUUAUUUUUUAUACAGAAUUUAUGUAUUUCCAUUUACAAUUGAUAUGGUAAGUGCUUCAUUAUUAGGUUCCUUAUUAACAAUGACAAUUGGAUUAUGUUUAUUUGGUAUUGUUAGUGGUAAAGGUUCCAUGAUUGAAUCUUCAUUAUUAUUUGCAUAUAUUGUUAGAUGUAUUUAUGAAACUUUCCCAAUAUUAUCAGAAGGUGCAUCAGCUGCAUUAACAAAUUUACUUACACAAGCAACUCAAAAUGUGCGUAAAGAAAUUCCAAAGAUUCCACCAUCUAUUUUAAAUCCCAUUUCAGAAGUUGUUCCAUUUUUAGCAUCAACAUUACCUUUAUCAUUCAAAGGAGUUUGGGAAUUUUUGGUUAUGGCUAUUCAUAAUUUAACAUUACCAUUAUUAUUAAAUUUGGCUUAUAGAAUAGGAGUAUUCUAUGCAGCAACGAAAAUUAUACCUUCAUUAUAUCAAUCAGUAUCAUAUCCUACUGUUACUCCACCUAAAACUCCACAACCAAGAUCAAGACAAACUUCAAGUUCAGCAAUAAGUGAAAUGAUUAAUAAUGAAAAUGAAAAUGAAGAUCAAAAUCUACUAAAAGAUGAAAGAGUACCUUUAAAAUCAAGAAAAUCAUUUCAUUUAAAACCUCCACAUCAUCAACCACCAUCUGCUAUCAUACGGCUCAUUUAUGCUUAUUCUCCAUGUUUAAUAAUAGCAGUAUAUUCUCAUUUGAUGCUAUCAUACAUUGGUGAGUUAGGUACAGAACUACAAAUUUGGCCACUUUGGGGUGUUUCUCAAAAUACUUUAAUUGUUCAUCCUUGGAAAUUUUGGAAUUGGGUGAAUAUGGUGACUACUUUAGUUUUAUAUGUUGCAGAAUUACUGAACAAUGAUAGUUCAUCUGGUGGAGGUAAUAGUUUAACAAGUCAUUGGAAAGUAGAGUAA